Messenger RNA from Ictalurus furcatus (blue catfish), 719 nucleotides. RefSeq names its product cystatin-A-like. Gene Ontology annotation, molecular function: cysteine-type endopeptidase inhibitor activity. The record is from RefSeq and is a predicted model, not a curated record. The coding region runs from base 274 to 582 and encodes 102 amino acids. Gene Ontology annotation, cellular component: cytosol. The transcript is spliced from 4 exons. NCBI's taxonomy places the organism in Eukaryota, Metazoa, Chordata, Actinopteri, Siluriformes, Ictaluridae.
UCACCCAGACAUCACAUGUAAUGGUAUUUUGGACAAACCAGGGGUGUUUCAACAGUAUAAAAAGAGAGCCCCAUUUCAGGGGACUUUCAGGUCACUCUGGGACGUCCCUCUGUGUGGAUCUCCUGUGGUGAGCAGCAAUAAACCCUUGCUUUUCCCAUUCACGGCUCUCUGUGAUUUUGUCAUCCUCAAACUGAUUGAAUCUCGUACGAGUUUGGGCUGAAAUAUUCUCACUGCAGAACUCUUGAGAAACUCGUCUGAAUCACCUGAAACAUCAUGUCUACUUGCAUACCUGGAGGCUGGACUGAAUGGAGGAUAACUGAUGAUGAUGUGAAGAAAAUCUGCGAGUUGGUGAAACCUGAAGCUGAGGAGAGGGAAAAAACAAAGUUUACUGUUUACGUCCCCCUGAACUACCGCAGCCAGGUUGUAGCAGGAAUAAACUACGAAAUGAAGGUGUUUGUGGGAAAUGACUCCUGUAAUGACUUGUGUCUUCUUCUGAGAGUUUUCCAGGGACUCGGUCCUGAUCCUGAACUUGUGCUUCAGAAAACUACAUUGGUUCCACUUCCCAGCAUCAUUACCCAUUAAAAUCCCUGAAUAAUGAUCUGUGUGUAAUGAAAUGUUCUUUACCAUUGCUUCAUGUUUGUGGUAAAGAGACAACUUAAAGACAAUAAUAAAUUUCUUCAAAUGAUCAGUACAAAUGUUGGUUUGAGUGUUUCAUGUUC